Molecule: messenger RNA, 222 nt
Organism: Arthroderma uncinatum
Lineage: Eukaryota; Fungi; Ascomycota; Eurotiomycetes; Onygenales; Arthrodermataceae
Exons: 2
Coding region: 1-222 (73 amino acids)
Source: RefSeq, a predicted model, not a curated record
AUGGGUCUCAAGGAUAAGAUCGAAGAAAUCAUGGAGUUCCGCCGCCUGGAACAGCGAUAUGCUCGCCGCAAGAACCGACACACUCUCACCUAUGGCGCCCAGUAUGUCGACGGAGAGUAUGUCUACAGCCCCAGCAGCCCUGCUGUCUCUCCUACCAUGUCAGCAGCCACAGUUCGGAAGCAGUCCACUGGCGGGAAGUCUUCGAAAUGGGGUGGAAAGUAG